Molecule: messenger RNA, 2032 nt
Organism: Olea europaea var. sylvestris
Lineage: Eukaryota; Viridiplantae; Streptophyta; Magnoliopsida; Lamiales; Oleaceae
Product: (6-4)DNA photolyase
Exons: 14
Coding region: 94-1722 (542 amino acids)
Biological process (GO): circadian regulation of gene expression; entrainment of circadian clock by photoperiod
Cellular component (GO): cytoplasm; nucleus
Molecular function (GO): FAD binding; DNA binding
Source: RefSeq, a predicted model, not a curated record
ACACAAACUAACCACGUCUCCUCGGCGCAUGUUAGCCCGAUACCCUCUUACCAAUUUGAGGCGGGAAACAUGUGAACCGUUUUCUUCAAUCUAAUGCGUCUCUUCAACCCGUCAAUGGCUUCCGGAUCGAACUCUCUGAUUUGGUUCCGAAAGGGGCUUCGAAUCCACGACAAUCCGGCUCUCGAGCACGCGGCUAAGGGGUCCUACUUUUUGUAUCCUGUUUUCGUGAUCGAUCCUCAUUACAUGGAGCCUGAUGUCACGGCUUUUUCCCAAGGGUCGGAGCGAGCCGGGUUGAACCGAAUUAGGUUCUUGCUCGAGAGCCUCGUGGAUCUCGAUUUGAGCCUAAAAAGGCUCGGGUCGCGUUUGGUGGUGCUCAAGGGUGAACCUAGCCAGGUCUUGAUUCGCUGCUUGAAGGAGUGGAGCAUAAGCAAGCUAUGUUUUGAAUAUGACACGGACCCAUAUUAUCAAGCUCUAGAUAAUCAAGUCAAGAGUUAUGCAACUGCAGCUGGCAUAGAGAUAUUUUCACCUGUCAGCCACACCCUCUUCAAUCCUGCGGAUAUCAUACAGAAGAACGGUGGAAGACCACCUUUGAGCUAUCAGUCUUUUGUCAAACUUGCUGGUGAACCCUCUUGGGCAGCGUCGCCUGUUUCAAAUGCACUUUCUUGGCUUCCUCCUGUUGGAAACUGUUCAACUACAGAAGUCCCAUCAAUGGAAGAACUUGGCUAUGAUGACAGUGCGAAGGUAGAGAGAUCUCCUUUUAAAGGUGGUGAAUCAGAAGCAUUGAGACGAUUGAGAGAGUCUCUGUCAAACAAGGAAUGGGUGGCUAACUUUGAGAAACCCAAGGGUGAUCCAUCUGCAUUUCUAUCACCAGCAACAACUGUAUUAUCGCCUUACUUGAAAUUUGGUUGUCUGUCUUCUAGGUACUUCUACCAGUGCAUUCAGGACAUCCAGAGAACUGUUAAGAAGCACACAUCUCCCCCCGUUUCUCUUCUUGGACAGUUAUUAUGGCGAGAUUUUUUCUACACCGUUGCUUUUGGAACUCCUAAUUUUGAGCAAAUGAAGGACAAUAGAAUAUGCAAGCAGAUACCAUGGAAAUAUGAUGAUGAAUUGCUAGCUGCUUGGAGAGAUGGCAGGACAGGAUUUCCUUGGAUUGAUGCCAUAAUGGUCCAGCUGCAUAAAUGGGGGUGGAUGCACCAUCUUGCUCGGCAUUGUGUUGCAUGUUUUUUAACUCGUGGAGAUCUGUUUGUGCAUUGGGAAAAAGGGCGUGAUGUCUUUGAGAGACUUCUUAUUGAUUCUGAUUGGGCAAUAAAUAAUGGGAACUGGUUGUGGCUCUCAUGCUCCUCAUUUUUUUACCAGUACAACCGAAUUUAUUCUCCAAUCUCAUUUGGAAAGAAGUACGAUCCUAAUGGGAACUACAUUAGGUAUUUUCUUCCGGUAUUAAAAGACAUGCCUAAGGAGUAUAUUUAUGAGCCAUGGACAGCUCCUUUGAGCAUACAAGUUAAGGCCAAAUGCAUCAUUGGAAAAGAUUAUCCAAAACCGGUGGUCUCCCACGAUUCUGCAAGCAAAGAAUGCAAGCAGAUAUUAUAUGAAGCGUAUGAGUUGAACAAAACAUUGAAUGGCAUAGUGAGUGAAGAAGACCUGAAAAGUUUGAGGAGAAAAGUCGAGGAUCAUAAGACUCUGGAGUCAAAAUCCAAAAGACUAAAACAGACGCAGAUUGGCUAAUGUACGAGACAUGUUAUCGAACAUUACGUGGCUACGUACUGAAGCACAUAAGCCAUCAUGUGGAAACAAAGCCGGACUACUGUCUGUUUCAAUUUCUUGAAGGAGAUGGCAAUAUUGUUAGGACUUUGUUUUCAAGGGCAGAAGAAAAGUUAAACAUUAGGGUCACGUUUAGUAUUUAGAACUGGAUAGUACUGAACUAUGUUGUAACUUAGUUUUCUUCUCCAAUAAUGUUCAAUCGACCUUACAAAAUAUGCCGCAGAAGGUGUAGUUCAAUCUCCUACUUUAAUGCCUAUCUCUACUUCUCUUUUCA